UUUUUUUUUUUUUUUUUUUUUUUGUACAUAGCUCCCUUUUUUAUGAAAAAAGAAGAAAGAAAAAAAUUACAUGGAAAGCACAAGCUUAAAUAAUAAAGCAAGGGAAAAUACGCUCCUUUUAACAAAACCCUCGCCUCAUUCAAAUGCCAUCAAAGUAGCGAUAAUGAAACAAUGUCUAGCCAAGAAGAGACGCCAACAGCAACUACAUAAUGCCCAUGUAGGGGGCUUACCUUCACCGCCGGUCGAACGAGAAGAACCUGAAGAGGAAACCAAGGUAACGCCGGAACCCCCAGUGGUUGCCGUGCCCACCAGUUUUGAAAUACGAGCCAAGAUCCAGCGAUUAACAGAUGAGAAACACCGGUUGUUUCAAAUGCUUCGACAAUUAAUGUUGCAAGAAGAAUUGCAAAAAAAGAAACAACAACAACAACAACAACAACAACAACAACAGCAACAACAACAGCAACAACAACAACAGCAGAAACAGAAACAGCAGCAGAAACAACAGCAACAAAAAAAGAAGAGUAGGUGGGCUCCUCCUUCUUCUUCAGACAACAAUCAAUCCUCAUAUUUUUAUCCUCGACCACGAUAUCAACCCUAUCAACAGCAACGACCCCACUAUUCCGUAUCACGAACUCCUUUCUCUGGAUGAAACGCUCCUUUUUAAUUAUUAAUACAGUGCGGCUGGUAAAUAUUGUCACUUUGUGAAAAAUAAAUAUCGCUAAGCCGAAAACAAAUGUCAGUUAUGGAUUUCUAGUUGCCAGUUUGAGCAAAAGUAAUUAUCGCUUUCAAAAACCAUAUUUCCCAUUUCCAAAAACCAUAAUGUCCACUUAGCGGUUUUUUAUAGCAGAGGAACUACAAAAGCCAUACAUAUCACUAACUUAUGACAUGAAUUAACGAUACACCUUUACCUUUGACACUAGUCCUUUACAAUGACUUGACCAUC
Molecule: messenger RNA, 943 nt
Organism: Mucor mucedo
Lineage: Eukaryota; Fungi; Mucoromycota; Mucoromycetes; Mucorales; Mucoraceae
Exons: 4
Coding region: 71-649 (192 amino acids)
Source: RefSeq, a predicted model, not a curated record